ACCGCCCCACGCAGCUUGCGACCAGCGACACAGACGCACACGUACGAAACUGGAUGGCUCGACGGAAACCGGAAGACUUGGGCAGGCUCAUAAAAACGGAAUCAACAUCAACUAAACAUCAGUAUCAACUGCACCAUGACAACAACAACAACAAUGGUAACAACAGCAUCUACAGCAGGAACGUUGGAAGAGUCUCACACCCAAAUUAUGUUCACCGACGAUGAGCCUCUUGAUUGUGACAAUGCCGCGAAAUGCCUGCGGCAAGAAGAAGUUGUGAAGGACCUUCUCGCCAAGCAUCACGGUUCCACGAAGAAUCCACAAGUGUUGGCCGCCAUCAACGACCUGGCCGCUCUGUGGAAGCCGCAGCACGAGAGCAUUGGACGAUCUUCGCUGUUGGAAGGAGAGUUUCUCUGCCACACACUUCCUGAAUUCCCCGGCCGCAUCAAAAACUCUCCUCCCGGCGUCGUCCAGUACACACUGGGUCGUCUUUCCUUUGGCAUCUUUCAACCUCGCAACCUUGUCUGCACAGUACGGUCUGUCCGUCAAUCCAUCCAAAGCCGCUCGGGAGUCAAAGACUCGAUCACCGGCAAGAACAACCGUUCCAAGUUUCAGACGUUUGACUAUCCCAUCUGCCUCGAUCUUACUAUUCAUACUGCCAAUGGUGUCGACUUGCCGGCUGUCAUGAUGCACAGCGGAGUUUGUUACGAGAGUCCUGCCCAGCGUUCCAAAUUCCCCCAUCGACUCAAUGUCACAUUCAAGGGCAGUACGCUGGUACCCGCCAAAGCGGUCCGUCAAGAUCCCGCAUUGCUCGCCGUCUGGACGGAAACCUUUGCCAACGCAUACAGCAAGGCAGAAGCGGAACGAGGCUUUCUAUCCAAAACCAUGCAAUCCUUGCUGGCAUGGUGGUUCCAGAUGGUGCUGCCCAAUGACGAACAAGCCGCCGGCAGUGCCGAUCAUUCCGUCGGUUUUGAAAUGAAACGAUCGCCUCGUGGCCACUUGGACUUUCUCUAUUUGAGUGACACAUUGCGUAUUACCAAAGGCAACCGAGGCACUCUGGUGGUAGUGGAACGAAUGGAUAGCCCUACCUCUCAAACAACAACAAUGUAACCAACCCAAGAUGCAUGCCGACCAUUUUUUCCUUUCCCCGGUGAUGACCAUGAACACUUGCUACCUAUACACGCGCUGACCAAAUGAUCAUACUACCCUGCACAAACUGAACAUACGACCUGAUUGCCGCCACUCCGUUAUUGCUUGUAUAUACACCCAACGGAACGGCAUUGAUUUACCCUCCUGAACACAUUUUACCUACCUCCACACUUCCAUCCUACCUCCUUCCAUUGCCACUAGCUUCGUUGCCAACCGCAAACUGUAUAUAUCCCCUUGCCGGUGAGCAAAGCGAAGCAAACGAUGGAUAGAUAGAUCUUCUAUGGACAAUAUCAUAACCUAUAGAUAGUAUUACAGGGCCACACGCCCGAACGUUUCAUUUCAUUGCCUUCUCGUCCCUAGUA
Molecule: messenger RNA, 1508 nt
Organism: Seminavis robusta
Lineage: Eukaryota; Bacillariophyta; Bacillariophyceae; Naviculales; Naviculaceae
Source: the annotation of a GenBank genome assembly